AUGGGAGAGGAUGUUCUUCCUGGGGAAAUAUCCCCUCUGGUCUGUGGUUAUCGAGUCUAUCAACAGAAAGCUCAGCUGGUCCAGGAGAAAGUCGUGUACCUGGGAUAUGAAGUAUCAGGAGGACAACGAUCCCUGGGGACGGCAAGGAAAGAAACCAUCUGCCAGACACCCAGACCAGAAACGGUGAGAAGCCUCCGAGCCUUCCUAGGAAUGACAGGUUGGUGCCGCUUCUGGAUAUAUCAGUAUGGGAUAAUUGCAAAGCCUCUGUAUGAUCUGCUAAGAGUAAUUAAGAUAACUUGGACCCCCGAGGCAGACAAAGCCUUCAAAAGACUGAAGCGAGAACUCAUGAGGGCUCCGGCGUUGGGUUUACCUGAUGUGACGAAGCCCUUCUGGCUGUUCUCGCACGAGCGUCAAGGAAUGGCUUUAGGGGUCCUGGCUCAACAACUGGGGCCGCACAAAAGAGCAGUGGCCUACUUCUCCAAGCAACUGGAUGAGGUAAGCAAAGGAUGGCCUACUUGCCUAAGGGCUGUCGCAGCAGUGGUUGUAAACAUAGAAGAAGCCAGAAAGCUUACUAUGGGAUAGAAAAUGACUGUGUUGGUAUCCCAUACUGUAUCUGCAGUGCUAGAACAAAAAAGGAACCACUGGCUGUCACCUUCCCGGUUCCUGAAAUACCAGGCAAUCCUAGCUGAACCUGAUGAUGUAACCAUUCAAGUGACUAACAUUGUCAACCCAGCUUCAUUCCUAGAAGGAAAAACCUCAGCAGAACCUGUUGUACACAACUGCUUGGAGACCAUUGAAGCAGUGUACUCCAGUCACCCAGACCUCAAAGAAGAACCACUUCAGGAUGUAGACGACUGGUUCUCGGAUGGCAGCAGUUUCCUGAAACAAGGUACAAGGAUGGCUGGCUAUGCAGUGACCACAACAGAACAGGUAAUUGAAUCCAACCCUUUACCUGUAGGAACUUCAGCUCAGAAAGCAGAACUGAUAGCUCUUACCCGAGCUCUUGAACUGGCAAAGGGAAAGCAAAUCAACAUCUGGACUGACUCUAAAUAUGCCUUUGCUGUUGUACAUGCCCAUGGAGCGAUCUGGAAGGAAAGAGGACUAUUGACCACUCAAGGAAAAGCUGUUAAACAUGCAGAGGAGAUCCUGCGAUUGUUAGAAAUCGUCCAACUCCCAUUACAGGUGGCUAUAAUGCAUUGCAGGGGACACCUGAAAGGCAACACCAUUCCAGAAAUAGGAAACAGAAAAGCUGAUGCAGAAGCCAAAUUAGCAGCUGCAAGAGGUAUGGAACAACCAGUAGCAGCUUUAGUACCAGAAGGAUUGGACACAAAUCAACAGCGGCAGUGGCUGCAAACAGCGGUGGCACGCGGCUGGCGCGGGGUCGUCUCGCGGCGCGGGGCUGCUGGCGGCGGCGGCUGGCAUGGGGUCCUCUCGCGGCUCGGGCAGGCUCCGGGCUCGGCUCCGGCGGCGGCGGUCCUUUCGGCGCAGCGGCGGCGCGGCGGCGCGGGGUCCUUCUGCUCUCCGCGGCGGCUGGCGCGGCGGCUGUGGCGGCUCGGCGCGGCGGCGGCGGCGGGGAAGCGGCGGCAAAAGCGGCAACAGGUUCUCUGUGGGUUCGCGGUGGCUUUCGGCGAUUUUUCUCGAUUUUAA
Messenger RNA from Neopelma chrysocephalum (saffron-crested tyrant-manakin), 1647 nucleotides. RefSeq lists its product as uncharacterized. Gene Ontology annotation, molecular function: nucleic acid binding; RNA-DNA hybrid ribonuclease activity. The record is from RefSeq and is a predicted model, not a curated record. Lineage: Eukaryota; Metazoa; Chordata; Aves; Passeriformes; Pipridae.